Saccostrea cuccullata (small rock oyster) is the source of this 780-nucleotide messenger RNA. RefSeq lists its product as uncharacterized. The record is from RefSeq and is a predicted model, not a curated record. Gene Ontology annotation, cellular component: plasma membrane. The transcript has 6 exons. Lineage: Eukaryota; Metazoa; Mollusca; Bivalvia; Ostreida; Ostreidae. The coding region runs from base 1 to 780 and encodes 259 amino acids.
AUGGCGAUAGCAUUACAUUCCGAUGAAGAGAAUUCCGAAUCGUUUUGUGAGCUCUUAAAAAAACAAAAGAAAAAAGUAGCAUCUACACUUUUGCAAGCAACCCUUAUUCUCUUAGCGAUAGUCAUAGGACAUGAUGAUUGGUCUACAAAUCAGAUGGGUAGACAGGGCCUUUGGCAUCACUGCGCAGAAAAUGGAAGUUACUACUGUUGCAACACCAUGGAAUCUUUUACGUCAAGAAUGACAAGCUCAGAAAAUUAUACUCCAGUUUGGUUAAAUGCAGUUAGAGUUCUUCUGAUCCUGGCAUUUUCCCUAAUUUUCAUCGUACUGAUUGUGAUAAUAGCGGAAGCAAAGUUGGAGCGUUGCAAAAAACGUCAGUCCAUAAUUACUACAAAUGUUGCAAUCGUUAUAUGCUGUAGUCUUUCAGCAAUAUUGACUGUGUCUGGAGCCUCAGUAUACCUAGAAAAUUUUAACCAAUUUACCCGGACAGCGAACUAUUCACUUAAACGUCCCUGCUUUUUUCUCUGCUGGAUAUCUUUUGUUACUACAAUUGCCGCAGCUAUAGUGAUUGCGUACAACACACAGAAACACCAUAACGUGAACACUCAAAUUGAGUCAAGGGACGAACAUACACGGACACAGGGACUGAGUCGGGAGACACCAUCUGCGCCAUCUAUGUCUACAGGAAAUCCACACAAUGUUGGACAUCCAAGAAAUCAUUUGCCACCCAUUGACAGGAGAGGAAACAUUGUUUCGCAUGGCCAUCAUGAAGAGAUGCAAUGA